AUGUACGGCGACGACGAAGACUCGGGUACCGAGGACAACCGCCCGCUGAGUUUUAUAGCGGCCAAGUACGGGGGCGAGAACCUGGACAAGUCUCAGAAGCCGGGCGACCCGGCCGGCGACCGACUGCGGCUGGUGCGCACCACAUCUGACCAGCCGAAAUAUGCGACGCAUCUAUCGCCCGAACCCAACGGUGUCAAUGGCCCUCCUGCCCUUAAGAAAGCGCAGACCUUCCCUGCGAGGCUACCCGCCGAGACGAACGGGUCGAACGGGCGUUCCAAAUCCCCGCUACCCCCAUUAUCACCGAACCCGUCCUUGCGGGACGUCCAGGAUGCCGAGGCGGCUUCGCAGUUUCCGCUCGCAGGCAUCGACAAUCCCAAUGAUAUUGCCCAGGAGCUUAGUAACCUACAGGCGCUGCGGAGGAUGUCGAUGGAUGUUGGAAAUACCACGGACCCCGACCUUUUGCAGUUCUCUGGCGUAUCGGUGAUGGAAAUGCCGUCGAUAGCACCAAUGGGCGACGACGACGAGGCAGACCCGUCCCGAUUGCUCUGGGUUCCGGCCAGGGUACACCCCGAACUCGAGCCGACCGCCUUUAAGAAUUUCCUCGAGAAGCGGGUGCAGACGAUAAAACGGAGGUCCGGGGACUCGUUUCUCUCCGUCGAAGGAUUACAGCGGAAUAACUCGGGCAGCUUGAGACGGAAGAAGUCGAUGCUCUCUCGCCAGGUUAACAACGGGACCGAAGGUGGGGAAGGUUUUGAGAACGACCAUGCCGCUGAGCUCAGCCUCUCCGAGCUAGUGAAAGAUCCAACCAAGGCGGUGCAGAAGUUGGCUCAGGAGUCGAGAGAGGGUAGCGAGGGCGACAACCCGAUUCUUCCCAUGGCCCCGGGUAUGGGGCUCCGGCGGUCGACGAAAACGACAUACCGAAAAGGUGGAAGCCAACGUUACGGGGACCGCUCGACCUUCUCGAAGCGGCUUGCGGCGAGGCACACCGAAAAGGAGAGCAACGAGGAAUUGCCACCACUCCCAGCGAUUGACCCGUCACUCGAUCCGACCAUCGGGAAGCCCCUUACCAGGGUCCAGUCCGAGCCUAUCACCGAGAACUACUCGCGCCCCACUCGUACCGUGCGAAGGCAACAGAACUUCUCGAGGGAAUCCCCUGCAUCUACGUCUUCGUCAACGACGGUGUCAGACGAGCCGAUCAAGGACGAAGCCGCGAGGCCCAUCGCGCCUUCUUCUCCACCAAAGGCCCAGGUGAUUCCCGCCCGGUCAUCCUCUACCUCGGCGGCACACUCGAGCCCUUCCCCUGUGCCUCAAAUUAUUGAGACACCACCGGCAGAGGAGAGCCCACAACCAAAUCAGCCGCUCCCCGAGAGAUCUUCCUCUCAAAAUGGGGCACCGCAGAGUCAUACCGAACAGCCGCCAACGGAUCCCCCGGCUCGCUCUAGUAAGCGACCUCCUCUAUCCAAGACGUCCAAUCUCCCGGUCCCUGCUGCGAGGGCAAACAGCGUCAAGGAGCAGGGCUCGUCAAACUCGAACGUGCUCGGCGAGAUCAACCAGCCACACGCACUGCCCGGAAGCGGUGGCAGUACUACCAGCAGCUUAACCUUUAUCCCUACCUUUGACAGCAUCGAGAAGAAGUUCGACAGAAAGAGCAAGGAGAAAGACGACAGCGAGAGUGUGGCCUCCCACAAGUCAACUUCGAGUUGGAAGUGGUUCAAGAGCGACGAUAAGGAGAAGAAGAAGCGGGAAAAAGAGAAGGAGAAGGAGCGUGAGCGUGAGAGAGAACGGGAGGAACAAGCUAGGAAAGCGAAAGGCAAGGCUGCUGACAAGAGCCAUGAUCACGCGCGGAUGGACGUCAUCCAGAGCUCCAUCGACAACGUCCCCAAGGGCCGCGAGAGCCUCCGGCUGGAUCGGGAUAGUAUCGAGGGUUUGCCGCAAGAGGAACGGAAGAAAGAGACCAACCGGAAAUCGAGUGAGGGGAAGAAGGAAAAGGAAGGCUUCUUUGGCGGUUUGUUUGGCGGCUCGAAGAAGAAAGCCGACAAAGACUCGAGCCACAAGAAGAAAGAGCAUCGACCGCUUACCCCUGACCCCCCGCCCCGACCUCUCCGCGCCGAUAUCGACUAUGCCUGGACCCGGUUCCCGAUCAUCGAGGAGAGGGCUAUCUAUCGGAUGGCCCAUAUCAAGCUCGCCAACCCACGCCGGCCGCUGCACAGUCAGGUACUGCUUAGCAACUUCAUGUACUCAUAUCUCGCCAAGGUGCAGGCGAUGCACCCACAGCUCCAGAUCCCCGUCUCGCCGCAGCAGAAGAGGCAAGAGGAAGAACGAAAACGGCGUGAAGCGGAAGAAGCCCAGCUGCAAAUGGAGCAACAAGCGGCCGAACAGGCGGCCCAGGAUGGGAACUUUGACUUCGAGUACCAUCGAUCCGGUACCCAGUACGGUGAUGCUCCGCUGCAGCAAGACGGCACCGCUCACUACGCGGACGACGGGCAGAUAUACGACUACGACCAUGGCGAUCAUCAUCACCAAGAUAACGGGGAUGGCUACGCUGAUGAACAGCCACAGGCACAGGGUCACAACCAGGGCCAUGUACGCCAGGGCAGCGGCAGCGGACAGCAAAAUAACUACUACUAUGCGCAGGACGCCACCAACAAGCGGCGCGACGACAACGACGAGAACGGCGACAUGUGGUAG
Chaetomium globosum CBS 148.51 is the source of this 2688-nucleotide messenger RNA. RefSeq lists its product as uncharacterized. Gene Ontology annotation, cellular component: cell septum; cytoplasm. Gene Ontology annotation, biological process: establishment of cell polarity; positive regulation of G2/M transition of mitotic cell cycle. Lineage: Eukaryota; Fungi; Ascomycota; Sordariomycetes; Sordariales; Chaetomiaceae. The transcript has 2 exons. Bases 1 to 2688 code for a protein of 895 amino acids. The record is from RefSeq and is a predicted model, not a curated record.